This is a messenger RNA of Betta splendens (Siamese fighting fish), 1255 nucleotides long. RefSeq names its product bMERB domain-containing protein 1-like. Bases 179 to 748 code for a protein of 189 amino acids. The transcript is spliced from 6 exons. Lineage: Eukaryota; Metazoa; Chordata; Actinopteri; Anabantiformes; Osphronemidae. The record is from RefSeq and is a predicted model, not a curated record.
GGCGGUGAGCGGCGUCGAGCGCCACUUGCCAGAGCUGGAGGCGAGCGGCUGCAGCGUCUCUCCGCGCGCGCAGGUCGGUGGCUGGAUGUUGGGGAACUGAGGCUGCGGCACACGUCCCCCCGGAGCCGCGCUGUCCGCUGCCGAGCGUCAGCAGGAGACCCGAGCAGCAGCCGGAGCCAUGGAGAGCCAGCGGGGCUGCCCGCCUCAGUACGGCUCACUGGAGAGCACUGAACGGAGGACGGACGGCGGAGCAGAGGACGAUGUGGUGUCCAUGGCGGAGUCCACCAUCACCGUGGAUGACAUCGAAGGGGAGCUCUUCAAGAUCGAGAGGAUCAGGGACGUCCUGGUCAGGAGGGAGUCGGAGCUCAGAUACAUGAUGGACGACAUCCAGCUGUGUAAGGAGAUCACGCGCCUGAAGAAGGAGCUGCACAAGCUGGUGUCCGUCCCAGAUAAGGACAAGUCCAGCGACGACCGGCAGAAGGAGGAGCAGCUGCUGCAGCAGAUCCACAAGCUGGUGGAGACCAGGGAUUUCCUGGUGGACGACGUGGAGUUCGAGCGGCUCAGGGAGCGAGAAGAAGAUAAAGAAAUGGCCGAUUUCCUGAAGUCCAAAUUCCCUCAAACUAUAAAGAAGCCAGGCGUCGCCGCCAGACGAGCGCCGUCCGGGGCGCCGCAGGGCUCCUCGCCCCUCGCUAAGACGGGCCUCACCCUGCUGAAGGAGUGCUGCGGCUUCACGUGCUCCAUCAUGUAGGCCGGCGCCGGCGUUCCCGCCCUCGGGGCCACAGCAGCACAGACGGGGGGCUUUGCCUCACUCUCGUUAGGCGUGUACAGUAGCGAGGCCACGCCCACCGCCGUGACGCGCCCACGGAGGACCUCAGUGAGCCGCUGUACCAUAGCUGUCGCCGCCCGCGUCUGAAAGUAACGUGAAGUGUUUUUGCAGGUCAGACUAGACACUAGUGGAACUUUAUAUUCAAGGAGGCGAGACUAAUGAAGCUGACAUUAAUCAGGAGCUGUGUUAGGAUGAAGUCCCCUGUGAUGUGACUUCAGAUCUAAAUGGAUGUGACCUUUUGAAAAAUGAUGCCUCCUCGUGCUGCGUUUUCCUUUGAAGACACUUAAUUAGCAUUAGUAAACGCUUGUGUUCCAGUGUGUCGCUAUCAGUGGGACUAUUUUUAUUACACUUUUUGCACAGCCUCGCUAGUUCCUCAUUCAGAUGUUGCUGUAGAUGAGUGUUCAAUAAAUAACUAAUGCAUAUUUAAAA